Gossypium arboreum is the source of this 831-nucleotide messenger RNA. RefSeq lists its product as uncharacterized. The record is from RefSeq and is a predicted model, not a curated record. NCBI's taxonomy places the organism in Eukaryota, Viridiplantae, Streptophyta, Magnoliopsida, Malvales, Malvaceae. Bases 326 to 745 code for a protein of 139 amino acids. The transcript has 2 exons.
UAUAUAAACAAACAUUUUCACAUUCAUUUGUUAAAGGGAAAACAAAUCAAUCAAAGGGCAUUUAGCCGGAGAGAAAUACGCGGAAAAAUAUAAUCUCUUUGCAACCAUGCAAUCAAUAUCUAUAUCUGCUUUUAUUUCUCCAUUUUUUUAUCUUUGAAUUUAAAUAGACUCCGAUCAAGAAAAAGAAAUAGACAGUACGAGCCAAUUUCGGCUCUGAAAUGUAUAUGAUAUCUUCGCUUCUUCUUCACAUGUUCAUUGCUGUCGUUCAAGAAAGGGAGUGGGAAAAGGAGAGAUAAAACAAAUUUCCUCAUCUGGGUGAGCUUCAAUGGCGACCAAGAUAAUGGAGCCUUUUAAAAACAAAAACAACCAAAUCGAAGUUGAGUUCGCUGAGUGCGAUUGUUGUGGGCUAACGGAGGAGUGUACGCCGGCAUACAUUGCUCGUGUACGUGAAAAAUUCGAAGGGCGAUGGCUUUGUGGGCUUUGUUCGGAGGCGGUGAAAGAUGAGAGGAUUAGGUCGUCGUCGCCGGAAGAUAUUACGAUCAACGAAGCGUUGGUUCGACACAUGGAGUUUUGUGAACAGUUUAAGUCGUCGAGUCCGCCGGAAAAUCCUACUGAAGAUUUGAUCGCUGCAAUGAGACAUCUGAUUUUAAGAAGUUUGGAUUCUCCGAGGAAGAACAACAACGGGUCGUCGUCGUUUGUCCGAUCCAAAACCUGUUUUUCCAGGUUUUCGGAUGGUGAACGUUAAGAAGGAGGUUUCAGGUUCUGUCUAUGUAAGUUGAAAUAAUAUUUGUGCUUUCAAUAAGUUUUAUGGCAAAUGUUCUUUUAAUAAAA